AUGUCCCGGGCGCGACAAGGACCAGGCGCAGCCACGUUCGGCGACUCCUACGUGAUUCCCAGUGCAGUGCUCGAGGACAUAGACGGCUCCUCGACGUGGUUGGCCGCCAGCAACCACUUGAGCGACACCCUGAAGUUACCUGACUUGACUACUAGACAUGGCCUGAAGAAGGUGCAUGCUCGUUUCAACGAGAUCUACAAGAAGCUCAACGCCACCUAUACGUCCGCCCAGAGGCAAGGCAACGAGAAGGUCAUGGGUGGCAUGGUGGGCAUCAUGGCCAAGAUGUGCGCCGAUGCCCUCCUGAGGGAUAAGCUGUUUGAGAAAGGUCUUCUAGAGAAGGUGAUGCCACUCCUCGAAUUCGACUCGACGCUUCAUCUCGCGCUGAAUGCGCUCGCGAUGGUCACCCACCAUGGAGGACUCGAAGCACGCCAGGCGAUCGCGCGGCGCAACAGGACGCUCGUGGAAGUCUUCCGAGACCACCCAGACGAUCUGAAGCUUGCAGAGCUCGCCAUCAUCACUCUCGCCCACGCUACAGAAGCGUUCAUCGCUUGCGAAGACAAGCCUCGCCUCGCGGACCUGAAAGAUAUCGUCAUCCACUCCGUAUUGCAAACCACCGUCGACGUCUUCCGCAAACGAGUGGACUCGCAUGAGCUGCUGACGCACGGGCUCGGCCUCCUCGCGUCCGCGACCCAGCACUGCUCGAAGGACUGCAAGGCCAUCCCCGGCCUGACGAACCUCAUCGCAGCCUUCUUGCGAUGCAACAACCUCAACACCCGCGCGACCGCCCUCGGGGGAAUCCUCCGUCUCCCCAUCUCCGAAUGCGAGCCGGACGAGCUAUACUUUGACCCCAACAGCAUAAUGCGCGCCGUCAUGGAGGGUCCCCCAGACCACCUCCUCGACAUCCUUUACGACUACGGCCUCAAUCGGACCGAGGCGCACGUCUACACCGCCGUCAGCAUGGAAUACCAGAAGGCCAUGAUGCAGUGCGUGCAGGACCACGACCUGCACGCGCUCGGCAAGCGGCUCUUCGCCAUCAUCCUGCAGACCGAAUUCUCCAUCGCAGAGGGCGGCUUCCAGGCUGACAACGGCGAGGUGGUGACGGGCAUCCCGGGGCUGCCCUUCGCGUACUGGACGGACGCGCUCCCCGCGGCCGCCAAAGCGCUUCGCGAGCGCGCGAACGGCAGCGCGGCCGACCUCGACGAGGCGGACGUCGUCGAGAUGAAGUUCUACAUCGUCCGCCAGCGGCUCCCCCAGGCGCUCGCGCUCGCACACCGCGCGGUGCAGCGCAACCCGUGCCUCGCCUAUGCGCACUAUGUCCUCAGCAUGAGCGCGGACGCGGAGCAGGGCCUGCGCGCGGUGAAGAAGGGGCUCCGGUGCCCGGACGUGACCCCGUUCCUGCGCUGCCAGAUACUCUGGCGCGCGACGGGCCACGCGGGGCAGCAGGGGCUCCGGAUCUUGAAGGAGGCGGGGGACGGCGACGUGCAGGCGCGCGCGGAGGGUGCGGCGUUCUUGAUGUCCGCCUGGGAGGACGCGAAGACGUUUAUCUCCGACGCGCCCCCCGACGCGCGGCACAUGCUGGAGAUGCUGGGGUGGUAUGUGCUUCUGACGGUGGUUAUCCGGGGGCCGGAGCUGAGCGAGGAGCUGAAGGAGCUCGAUCCCGCGCGCAGGAAGAUCAAGGCCGCCAUCGACUUCAUGAAGUGGAUGGGAUAUCCGAUCAAGAGGAAGCAGAUGAACAUGGCCCGCGAGCUCGUCUUUGAGCUCUACACACCCGGAGCGCGGGAAUGGGGCGCCGUCGUAGAGCGCUUUAACGACCUUGAUGUGUCUGUCGAGGGCGACACGCCAUUGUCGCCUGCGGACGCGGAAGACGAGCUGGCGGCAUGGCUCGACAACGUAGACCUAGAGGAUGGCGACGUUGCUAGACAUGGACACGGGCGUGGGCGGCGGCGAGCGAACGCUCCGUCGAGCACCGGAAGUGGGACGAGCGGGUACGAGCUCUACCGCUGUUCGUGGUGCGGGAACCCGAGCGCCGUGCUCAGGAGAUGCGGAGGGUGCGCCAAGACGAGGUACGUGGUAAUCGGGAUAUUGUGUGGCAGGUGCGCAUCCUAA
Messenger RNA from Dichomitus squalens LYAD-421 SS1, 2106 nucleotides. RefSeq lists its product as uncharacterized. The transcript has 4 exons. Bases 1 to 2106 code for a protein of 701 amino acids. Lineage: Eukaryota; Fungi; Basidiomycota; Agaricomycetes; Polyporales; Polyporaceae. The record is from RefSeq and is a predicted model, not a curated record.